CGGUUAAAGCGAAAGCGAUAGCCAGGCAGAGCGCAGGCCUGGAAGGAAGGCAGCACACGGACGGGCACACGCGGGCGAGGCCACCGCCGCCGCCGCCUGCGAGGGAGUGUGCGGGGGGAGAUCGUUGGUUGGGACAUGAUGGAUCACCUGAGCCUGGUGCCCUACGAGGGGGGCAGCGAUGGGAGCGGCAGCGGCAAGUACAAGGAGUGCAUGCGCAACCACGCGGCGGCCAUGGGCGGGCAGGCGUUCGACGGCUGCGGCGAGUACAUGCCGGCCUCGCCGGACUCGCUCAAGUGCGCCGCAUGCGGGUGCCACCGCAGCUUCCACCGCCGAGCGGCGUCGGCGCCGGCCGCGGCCGCCGUGGGGUCGUGCGCGCCCGCGUUCUUCCGCCCGCCACCCCCGCCGGCGCCGCACCACCACCACACCGCCGCACUGCAGGCGUUCCUCCCGUCCGUGGCUCCGCCGCACCUCGCGCUGCCGUACCACGCCGUGCCCCCCGGCGCAUGGCAUGCCCGCGCCGGGUCGGAGACGCCCCCGCGGCAGGAGGACUGCCUCGGCGGAGGGAGCGGGAGCUUCGGGGGGCGGAAGCGGCUCCGGACCAAGUUCACCCCCGAGCAGAAGGAGCGGAUGCGCGAGUUCGCGGAGAAGCAGGGGUGGCGCAUCCAGCGCAACGACGACGGCGCCCUCGAGCGCUUCUGCCACGAGAUCGGCGUCAAGCGCCAGGUCCUCAAGGUCUGGAUGCACAACCACAAGAACCACCUCGCCUCCCCCACCACCACCGCCGCCGCCGCAGCCGCAGCCGCUGGAAUCAACCCCGGCUCCGGCGCCGGCGCCGGCAACGACGAUGACGACGACGACACCGAUGACUCCCCGCCCCGCGCCGCCGUCUCCUCCCCCUCCCCGAUCAGCGUCUAGCAACCCAGCCAGCCGAGGGCGCUCUCCCACUCUCCCGCACGCUAAUUAGUCCUUAACCUCCUGCCUUCCGUGCCACGGAGGGCAUAUCUGUCAUUUCCUCCACUGCGUAAUUCUACUCUAUCCCAGUUGCGCCGUCUCCUUUUAAUCGUGUCAGUCAUCAGUGGCUAAUGAUCGUGAAGUACCUCAGUUGAGUAGUUUUAAUGCUUCAUGUAGAAGACUGGAAUAUGAUUUGGCUUACACUGAUUGAUUCA
Phragmites australis (common reed) is the source of this 1166-nucleotide messenger RNA. RefSeq names its product zinc-finger homeodomain protein 8-like. The transcript has a single exon. Gene Ontology annotation, cellular component: nucleus. The record is from RefSeq and is a predicted model, not a curated record. Lineage: Eukaryota; Viridiplantae; Streptophyta; Magnoliopsida; Poales; Poaceae. Gene Ontology annotation, biological process: regulation of developmental process; regulation of DNA-templated transcription. Gene Ontology annotation, molecular function: DNA-binding transcription factor activity; transcription cis-regulatory region binding. The coding region runs from base 136 to 915 and encodes 259 amino acids.